Molecule: messenger RNA, 814 nt
Organism: Sinocyclocheilus anshuiensis
Lineage: Eukaryota; Metazoa; Chordata; Actinopteri; Cypriniformes; Cyprinidae
Product: zinc finger protein 271-like
Exons: 2
Biological process (GO): regulation of transcription by RNA polymerase II
Cellular component (GO): nucleus
Molecular function (GO): DNA-binding transcription factor activity, RNA polymerase II-specific
Source: RefSeq, a predicted model, not a curated record
AAAGAGUUUGACAAGCAAAUAUAACCUUGAUGUUCACAUGAGAGUUCAUACUGGAGAGAAUACGUGCACUUGUGAUCAAUGCGUGAAGAGUUUUGCACAAUCAUCAAGCCUUAAGAUACACAUGAACAUCCACACUGGAGAAAAACUGCACACAUGUGAUCAAUGCGGCAAAACGUUUUUGAGGGCUUCAAACCUGAGGACACACCUGAGAGUUCAUACAAAGGAGAAGCCACAUUCAUGUUAUUUGUGUGGACAGAGUUUUUCUUCAGAGACCUGUUUAAAACAGCAUGAGAGGGUUCACACUGGAGAAAAACCUCAUAGGUGUUCACACUGCAACAAGAUAUUCAAUAAGUCAGGAGACCUGAAAACACAUGAGAGGAUCCACACUGGAGAGAAACCUUAUAAGUGUUUACGCUGUGACAAGAGAUUCAGUCAGUCAGCAAAUCUGAAAACACAUGAGAGGAUUCACACUGGAGAGAAACCAUACAUAUGUGAUCAGUGCGGGAAGAGUUUUGCACUAAAAGGAAACCUUAUGGGGCAUAUGAACAUUCACACUGGAGAGAAACAGUACAAGUGUUCACACUGUGACAAGAGAUUCAGUCGGUCAGCACAUCUGAAAACACAUGAGAGGAUUCACACUGGAGAGAAACCGUAUAUGUGUUCACACUGCAACAAGAGAUUCAGUGAUUCAGGAGACCUAAAAAGACAUGAGAGGAUCCACACUGGAGAGAAACCGUAUAUGUGUUCACACUGCAACAAGAGAUUCAGUGAUUCAGGAGACCUAAAAAGACAUGAGAGGAUCCACACUGGAGAG